Molecule: messenger RNA, 1436 nt
Organism: Anolis sagrei ordinatus
Lineage: Eukaryota; Metazoa; Chordata; Lepidosauria; Squamata; Anolidae
Product: heat shock transcription factor, Y-linked-like
Biological process (GO): regulation of DNA-templated transcription
Molecular function (GO): DNA-binding transcription factor activity; sequence-specific DNA binding
Source: RefSeq, a predicted model, not a curated record
UGUUAUUAUUACUAUUAUUAAGACUAAUUUCGUAACCAAUAACAUGAGCAGGAUUGGUCACUUCCUCAUGCCUCGAGUUCGAUUUCAAACGCAAUGGGUCUGGACCAUUGUUUGGAGAAGCCUUUGGAAGCCCAUGCUUGACCCUCAGAGCCUCCUUGGUUGAGUGAGGGUGCGCUCAGUGAUGUUCCCAGUGAUGUUCCCCUCAUUAUGGCUUCACUUGCUAGGAAACCAGAGUUCGUUUUGUGAUGUCACACCGACACAGGACGGGUCUCAUUGUGACGUUCUGGAACUCUUGAUUGUAGCUCCAGCUCCUGGCAGGCUGUCCUCCCUUUUAGUAGGCCUGAUGCUGCCUUCUUGGCAAGGCUGGACUCAGAGCGCCCAUGGCUGCAGCUGAGAAGAGUUACCUGAGCGACAAGGGCGACCAGGACCUGGACCUUCCUCCUGGCCAAGCCCCGUCGUCGUACCUUCCAGCCGAAGAGGACAGGAUCCACUCCUCCAUCUCCCUUUCUUCGACUCCGCUGCACGACAAGACGGCGGCUGGCGACUCGGCCUUGAGGUCCAUGCUGGAGGAGAAUGCCUUCCAAGCCCUGAGCGACGCUCCCUGGCCAAAGAGACCCCGGCUCUCCCUCUGCGACGACGACGGCUCUCUCGAGGACAGCGACUUCCUCUCCCUCACCUUCCCCAAAAAACUCUGGAAAAUUGUGGAGAGCGAGCACUUCAAGUCCCUGUGGUGGGACGAGGACGGGACGUGCGUCGUGAUCGACGAGGAGCUCUUCAAGAAAGAGGUCCUGGAGAGGAAAGGGCCGCUGCGCAUUUUCGAAACGGAUUGCAUGAAAAGCUUCAUCCGCCAGCUCAACCUCUAUGGCUUCAGCAAGAUGAGGCAGAACUUCCAGAGAUCGGCCUCCCUGGUGGAAUUCUUGGCCGAAGAAAAGGCGGCCUACGCCUUCAGCAAGUUACAGUUUUAUCAUAACCCAAAUUUUAAGAAAGGUUGUCCUCACCUUCUUGCAAGAUGCAAGAGAAGAGUUGGGAUCAAGAACACGCCACCCAUUGCUUUCUCCUUGGAGGAGGACUUCCACGAGAGACCACGGACCCCCGACGGGCCUGCUCCCAGGGAGAACGACCUCCACGCCGCCUCCCCGCGGGAGAAAAUGCCCAAAUCGGGGCUGCGGAAACUCGCCGCGAGCAAAGCCCUUGCCGGCGCGGCCAUCCGGCUGAGGAGCGGCUAUUCGGCCUCCUCUCCCGCUCCCCUGAGGGCUUCGGAGCAAGGCCCCACCGCCGAGGACAACGAGUCCCCCAAAGGCCAGCUGGCGCCUUUCCACGUCCCCCCGCACGGCAGCCACGCUCGGGUCAACACACACGAAAUAGACUCCACCACCACCACCACCUCCGCCACCUCCUUGUACCACGUCCUGCCACCGGUUCCCAACACCCCCUUU